Messenger RNA from Mollisia scopiformis, 1857 nucleotides. RefSeq lists its product as uncharacterized. The record is from RefSeq and is a predicted model, not a curated record. The coding region runs from base 314 to 1684 and encodes 456 amino acids. Lineage: Eukaryota; Fungi; Ascomycota; Leotiomycetes; Helotiales; Mollisiaceae. Gene Ontology annotation, molecular function: catalytic activity; pyridoxal phosphate binding; molybdenum ion binding. The transcript has 3 exons.
CCGGCUCCUGCCUGCUGCGUCUGCGCUGCGUCCUGCAAGCUUCUUGAGGCCAGAGACGACAGACAACCACCACCACCACCACAUACUUCCAUACCAGACACACUCAAGAAUUAUCAAGGAAAGAGACACCGCGUCCUGCCUGGCCUUGCCCUAUCAUCUCCUUCCCUUUUCUUCCCUUUUCUUCCCUUUCAACUUUUGCUUUCUACUUCUGCUUCUUACGCUCCUUUGCAUCCACUUCAUGUUGUAAAUUACUUGGCGCCUUCAGCAAAUAAUCAGCACAUUUCGUGCUUUAUUUUCUCUUCGAUCCCCAAACAUGGAUGCUCUUAUUGAACAGGCUCGCGAUGUCUUCGAGGAUUACUACGACUUGUAUUACGAUCAAUUGCUCGAUCUGAUCCCGGUUAUCUCCACCCGAACCUACGUGCUCACCAUUCUCGCCAUCUGCAUACCUCCCAUCAUCGCCCUCAUAUUCUACGAGCGAGAACAAGCGAGGCUCCUGGCAGAGCAACCGAAGGGAUGCAGGAAAUUGGGGAUGAAGAUCGAGUCGAAUCUGACGAACGAGUUUGACAAGAAGUUUUCAGAGGGGCGACCACCGUCGACGGAGGAGACAUCGGCGGAGUGGUGGCGCUUGAAGAGUCUGUGGAUCUACCCAGUUAAGAGCUGCAGAGGUGUCGAGUUGAACAGAGGCACGAUCAUCUCGACUGGCAUGGAGUAUGACCGUCAAUUCACGUUUGCUCAACUCAAGAGCCCCUUUCCCGUCGCCGCCAAUACCCCGGACAAGGAGAAGGCAGCACACAAGUGGGAGUUCAUUACCCAACGUCAAUUCCCUUUGUUGGCAAAGGUUCGGACGCAGAUGUGGAUUCCUGAUCAGAGUGUGGACACCUACACCCCCCAUUGUGAAGAUGUCGAGUCUGGUGGUGUUAUUAUCUUGAGCUUCCCGUACCAAGAGGCUGGAUGGAAGGGCAUAGUUGCGAAGUGUGGUGCUGCAGUCAAGGGCACGUAUCCUGAGAAGCAAUUCCGAAUUCCAUUCGAUCCUACACCAGUGCAGAUUGAGAAGGCAGGAUACUCUUACGAGAAGAUGACCAUCUGGAAGGAGACCGUUACGGCGCUGAACAUGGAGGUGGACAUACCUGAUGAGUUAAGAUAUUACCUUGGUAUCAGUAAUAAAUUGGGACUGUUCAGAAUCGACAAUUCGAAACUACGUGAGGUUCACGGCAAUGCACCAACGAAGGAGAACAUUGGCUAUCAACCUGUUGCUGGCUUUCAGGAUGCCUAUCCUCUUCAUAUGAUCAACCUCGCCAGUGUUCGUGCGGUCGAGCGAGAGAUGCCUAAGGUCAAGGGUACCCCUCGUCUAUCGGCGGGCCGCUUCCGCGCCAACCUAAUCAUCACCGGUCCUGACGCUUUCCACGAAGAUAGUUGGCGCAAGAUUAAGAUCGGCUACUACGAGUACGAUGUCUCCUGCAGAACCACCCGUUGCAAGCUGCCAAAUGUGGACCAAGUCACAGGCGAACGCCACCCAACCGAGCCCGACCGAACCUUACGAAGUUUCCGCAACGUCGACGAGGGCGCAGGUCAACAUAUCGGUUGCCUAGGCAUGCAGAUGGUUCCUCUGGCAAAGGAGAGUGCUGUCCGAGUCGGAGAUGAGAUUACCGUUUUGGAGGUGGGAGAACAUUGCCUCGUCAAGUGAUGAUGAGGACUUUGAUUUUUCUUUUUUCUGCAUUGUAACAUGCAUUGCAUUGUACCGCGGAGUUUCUUGGCGAAGAUGAGACUUUUUGAUCUGGCAUGGUUUAUUAGCAUGGCAUUACAUACAUACAGUUUGUCUUGUGAAAGCUGCAUAUGAUGGCAUGGUCUUCUCUUUUU